GGAAUAUAGUUUUACUAUACAUCAUCAACUGUGGGACAUCCUGUAUAUUUAGUCGAUGAAAUUGGAAAUGCUAGAAUCGACCCACAUCGACCGUGCAACCCGUUCAACCUUACAUGAUCGAAAGUGACAUCAAGAAUCAUGAUUUUUUCUUGUCACCACGAUGACAGAAACCCAAAUCAACUCUCAAAAAUUCCAAUUGAGGAGAAAAUCUCUGGGCUCUCCAACUACUAGAAAACCGAUCUUGAUAUCACCCAAGCGCAAGACUCUGCCGCUGCCGAUCAUUCUUCGUGAUGGAGUAGAUGUCACCCCGAAACCUCUUAACCCCGAAAUAUUCACCGGUGGUAGAGAGAGGCAACUGAGCGUUUAUGAUAUCGGCUUAGAAAGAGACCGUUUAGAGACCAGGGCCUCAAGAAGCCACAGCCAAUCCCUCAAUGUAUUCAGGACACAGUCUACAGUUCGGUUCAAACCAGAAUAUGGUAAGACCAGGGAUGAUUCCAAUCAGUACCGAGGAAGUGUCAGCCAAGGAAGUAAUUUCUUUGAUCCGAUUAUCUCGGACAUUGAGGAUGAGCAGGCAUCUAUAUCGAAUAUAUCAGUACCGUUGGAACCCAGUAAAGAAAUACAGGAAGACAGGGUAAAAAAAAUACCUAGUCAUAUCAGUCUGAUUCUCACUGAAACUAACACAUUUUUUAUAUUGGAUAUGCCCAGUUGCACUGCCAUAAAAGAUACUGAUGAAGGAAACCAAGUGGAAGAAGAUAAUGCCCAAUACGAAUUUCUAACGGAAGGUAAGGGAAAAAAUCGGAAAACGCUGAGUGCAGAAGUCCAAACAUUCCCGAUCGUUAUGAAAACUAGAAGCACUUUCCCAGAGAAAGUGAAAACCCAAACUGGAACAGCGUUCGUUUCCAAUUGGAAUAUGUAUGACACCUACCAAGCAACGAAAGAAACAUUAACAGAAGAAAGUGAGGAAUCUGAUGAAGAUUCCGAUUUUGAAUAUCACAAGUUAGAUGACCUCAGUUCUCUGGAUAGUUAUAAAUUAUCAGCGGAUGAAAAAAUGAUGGCCAAACUGAUGAAAAAUCCUAGAUUUUUAGAGGCAGUAUGUGUAAUCGAAAGAUUGCUGGCCAACAAUUGUUAUAACGAAGAACAAAAAAUAUUUCGGGCGUUAUCAGUCCCUGACGACUUCCGAGAAAACAUAGAAUACAAGUACAAACUUAGACUGUUAUGGACUUUUUCCAAUGAUAAAACUAAAGGUUUGAGUGUGAAUUCAGUACACUGGAAUCCUGCAAAUAAGGAUAUAUGUGCAGUUGGAUAUGGAAAAUUUUACUUCCAUGACAACUUACCAGGUUUGGUAAUGAUUUGGAAUAUAAAAAAUCCGGUGCAACCUGAGAGAAAUUACUCUUUCGAUGUACCAGUCACCUCCGUUUGUUUUUCAUCUUCCAACCCCAUUUUACUCGCUAUUGGCUUUUAUGAUGGUUCAAUCAAGGUUCUCAAUGUUGUUAGCAGAGACAUAAUGAUAAUAGGAGAAAAAAUGCCUACAUAUGAACCUGUAUGGAGCGUUCUCUGGCAGUAUGGAAGAACUGAGAGAGUACAUGAGGAACUAGUUGGGGCUACUUUUGAUGAUGGAAGGUUAUGUGCUUACGCCGUGCAAAGAAAACUGCAAGAGGUGAAGCAGAUGAUGAGGGUGGCAAAAGCUGAUGGAAAGCUCAAGGGGUACGACGUGAUGAAAAAAUGCUCAAAUUUAACGAUACCAGCAUCUCGAUAUUCGUCAGCACUAUUCGCGAGACCGCACCCCGUGAACAAUACCGUAUAUUUUAUUGGAACCAAUGAAGGAACCAUUCACAAGUGCUCUGUGAACUAUCUGAAUCAACAUUUAGAUAUUUUUCUUGCACACGAUGGACCAGUGAAUCAGAUGAAAUUUUCUCCAUUUAGUAAUGAUAUUUUCGCAACGUGUGGAGAUGACUGCUCCACAAGAAUAUGGGGAGAAGGUAUUUCUGAACCUGUGCUGGAAUUUUCAUUAGCCAUGAAGAGUGUAGAAGGAUUCGAUUGGAGCCCAUCGCACUCCACAGUGAUCGUAACAAUCCAAGGGACGGCCAUACAAAUAUGGGACUUGCAGAGGAAAGCGUACGCUCCUCAGUCGAUCACUGAAUCUCCCACAGGCUCCAGAAAUUCAGUGGUCCAAUUCACCGAUUCGGGAAGGUGUCUUAUAGUGGGAGAUGUCGACGGAUAUGUGCAUGUGUUUUCGUUGGAGGAUAUGCCUUUCCCGGCGUUUUUCCAAGAAAACCUUCUUUUCGAGUCGAUUGCCAAGGCGCUGGUAACGAAUGUCGAUCUUCUGAACAAAGUGAAGAAAUUGAGGCGAUCAGAAACUGAAGAGGAACCUGAAUAGUUUAUUGUAUUAUUUAAAUUUGUAGGUAUAUGCUAAUUCGAAUAUUCAGCAUGUCCCCGAAAAGGUCAGUCUGUUAAAAAUAUAUUCCUUCAACAACAUAAUAUGAUAUGAUUUUAUCUCAUGCCAUUAUGUCUUUUGUGCCAACAUACAGGGCAUCAAAGUUCGGAAUCGGAAACCGUUUUUUAUCACGUGUCCAAUGAGGAUCAAAUGCAAAUAAAGCAUCGUGCAAUAAUAGGAAUCUCUCAACAAAUAAUCUUAGUGGUGAAAAUUGCUUCCU
This is a messenger RNA of Phaedon cochleariae (mustard beetle), 2654 nucleotides long. The record is from the annotation of a GenBank genome assembly. NCBI's taxonomy places the organism in Eukaryota, Metazoa, Arthropoda, Insecta, Coleoptera, Chrysomelidae.